UGAUUGGUUGUUUUUAAAUUAUUUAUUGCUUGGAAAAAUUUUAUAAAUAUUUAAUUUCUUAUUUUACCGGGUUAGUCCCAUUGAGGUAAAUCUCUUUUACAAGACAGACCUGGACAUGAAGGGCAACAUAUUUAGUUUCUGAUGAUACAACUCAAAAGCAUACAAAAAGAACAAGGACACGCAGAAUGUGCAAAAAUACAAUCAAGUGCAAAAAGCAAUCAAAUUACAGCUUAAACGUUUGCAAUUUCAAACCGAAUCUGUUUCCAGCUCCUUUACGAUAAGUUUAAAUUCACUGAGAGAACAGUUUUUAUUUUCUUCCCCUUUAUCUUUUGACCCUGUAACUCGGCACCAUUACUGAAAAUGGGGGGUGUCUUUCCCUCGAUGUGUCACCGAGAUCUAAAUAAAGGUGUGGGGCAGUUUAAAGGUCGGUUUGCAGCCUCCUCUCUUUGAAACCCACGAGGCGCCGCUGGUUGCCAUGUCACCGGUGUGCAGUAAAUUGAUUUUUCCGAGCAGCAGGCCCUGCUCGCUGGCUGUCAAAACAGCUAACCGCUUUGAUCCUUUCAACGGCGUCACCCACACGCGCCAGGUCUCUCACGAGAAGCCUGCUGCCGGUGACCUCGCGUUGCAGUCACGAUUCACACUACCCUUGCCGCCCCGCCCCACACUUCCCGUCAUUCCUCAUCAGUGUAUUUGAUUAACAUCAAAUGAUGUCCUGGCAGUUGCUGACAUCAUUUGAUGUUGCUGAGGUUUUGUUAAAGGACAUUCAGAUCCUUGUAGGGACGUGUUUAGUCGUGACAUCAGAAUGUGCACAUAUUACCAAGAUAGGCUACCUGUUGAGGCUGUCCAGUUGGAGCACGCCGUUGACCAGGCAAAUACUGGGGUUGCCCUCGGCAGUUCCUCAGUUCCCAAAAGAGCGAGCGGUGUAGCCUACCUGGGAUGCCAAAUGGACUGAUGAAGCAUGAGACAACGCGGAACACGGCCCGCGAUUAUUCACAAAUACCCAAAGAUGGGCAGAAAAUGGAAUCCGUGGGAAAAUGGAGAAAUAUUCUAUAGCACAUACGUUGGAUAAGAAGUUGAGUCACAUGAAGAACGGCAGGACAGGAAUGAUUGGAAAACAUCUUCAAGGCACCUUCAAGUUUCACGAUUAUUUACGAUCGGCGUUUCCUUCAGAAUGUGCUGCAGCUGUGUGCUGACAUGGAACCCUGUACAGAAGACAAUGAACAGACACAGUUAAACGAAGGUUCCUGUCCAGACCUGAUGAUGAGUAGGAACGAGCAGCUGGAAGCCCGGCGGGUGGCCAUGGCGCUGACCCCCCAGCUGCCCCCCCGGAUGCACCGGCCCCUCUGCCUGUCCAUCUCCUCCGACAGCAACGGCCGCUUCAAAGCCCUGGAGACGCAGGAGUGGAAGAACAACCUGAAAGCUCAGAUGGAGCAGGCCCACAGCGCCGGGGCAGCCAGCAGCACCGGGUCCCUGGAGCGCGCCUCCCUCUUCUGCGCCUCCGUCGGCUCCACCCCCGCCUCCAGCUCGGGGGGCCUCCCCAGCCCCGUGGAGCCCCUCACCAAGAGCCGCUCCUCCAGCCGCUUCGCCCUCUUCUCGCCCCCCUGGAACAGCAGCUCCGAGUCCGACUCCAACCCGCCGUCCCGCUCCGGCUCCAAGAAGCUGCGCAAGUACACCCGCAGGGGCGGGGCCGGGGGCGGGGCCUCCGCCAAGGGGGAGGAGCCUCCGGACGCCAAGCCCGCCCCGCAGGCCGAGCACUUCCACUACGCGGAGCCCUUCAUCUCCAAGGUGACGGACUACAUCUACGUGGGCAACCUGAACGCGGCGUACAGCGGGCGCACGCUGUGCCGCAACAACAUCGACAGCAUCGUGGACAUGAGCAGCCUGCCGGGCGAGAGCGGCCUGCGGCUGAUCCCCUGCACCUGCUCGCGCGGCGCCCGCCACACCUGGUCCCGCCUGAAGGUGGACAUCGGCGACCUGUCGGACUCCGGCCAGCGCUGCUUCCAGGACAUCAACGAGUGCAUCGACGCGUCGGCGGGCAAGCGCAAGCGCGUGCUGGUGCACUGCCGCGACGGCCACUCGCUGGCGCCCACCUGCGUCAUCCAGUACCUGAUGGUGCGCCAGAACAUGCGGCUGCUGGCGGCCUACGAGCUGCUGCGCUCCCGCUACCCGCUCAACAUCGAGGAGGGCCACCAGGACGUGCUGGUCGGCCUGGAGAGGGCGCUGCGGCCCGGCGCCGACGUGGACCCCGAGUGCUUCAAGGUGGCAAUCUCCCGCAGGGUGGCCUGGACCUAGUCCUGAC
This is a messenger RNA of Anguilla rostrata (American eel), 2299 nucleotides long. RefSeq lists its product as uncharacterized. The record is from RefSeq and is a predicted model, not a curated record. Gene Ontology annotation, cellular component: cytoplasm; cytosol. The coding region runs from base 1195 to 2292 and encodes 365 amino acids. Gene Ontology annotation, molecular function: MAP kinase tyrosine phosphatase activity; MAP kinase tyrosine/serine/threonine phosphatase activity; protein tyrosine/threonine phosphatase activity. NCBI's taxonomy places the organism in Eukaryota, Metazoa, Chordata, Actinopteri, Anguilliformes, Anguillidae. The transcript is spliced from 6 exons. Gene Ontology annotation, biological process: negative regulation of MAPK cascade; protein dephosphorylation.